This is a messenger RNA of Daldinia loculata, 1832 nucleotides long. RefSeq lists its product as uncharacterized. The coding region runs from base 315 to 1442 and encodes 375 amino acids. The record is from RefSeq and is a predicted model, not a curated record. The transcript has a single exon. NCBI's taxonomy places the organism in Eukaryota, Fungi, Ascomycota, Sordariomycetes, Xylariales, Hypoxylaceae. Gene Ontology annotation, molecular function: nucleic acid binding.
CAAGACCUAAUAUCUCCAAGACUAACCUAAAAUUAAUUUCACUGCAAAUCCAUUAAUAAUGUUUCGGCAUUACUAAAUCUAUCUACAAAAUAAUCAAACAUUGGAGUUCAUCUCUAAACUAUUCCAAAGUCCUUGUUCCUAACACAGGCACCGUCAUAACACCCACCAAUUCGCCUACAACUACUUAUCCUACCUACAACUCUUCUCUAUCUUCUAGGAUAGUUCUUUAUAUACGAAUACUAACUAAGAGCUUACUACCUAGGCAAAACGCUCCUCCGUCCGCAUUUUUAAUUUCCAAUUUGUCGUUAUCCACAAUGCGGUCCAACGUUCCGGAUAACCACCAAAACGCUUCCUCUAACGAGGCGUCUUCCCAAUACGGGAGCCAUCCGUACGGGCCACAUGUGGGAACUUCCUCGUCUCCAUGGUUUCGGAAUACCUCGAAUACACCUCCACGUACAUUGAACCGUCUUAGAGACGAGAAUAAUUCGACCGCUUCCAUCACUGGAACCCAUCGUCCAGAUCAUAAUAGCAACCGUUCUUCCUGGCUAGAAGAUAAUACAGCCAACCGGGGACUUACGUAUUUCGACCCAAUCUUCCCAUCUCCAUCAAUCCACCCAAUAUCUACACCCCAGUUCCUCAUUACACCGUCGAGCGGAGGAGGAGGCUGGGGAGCCAGCGGAGGAUAUACUCCUAUGGGCCAAGGGGCCGCCUGGCGCUCCAGACACCUUGUACCUCCGGGCUUGUGGGAUCAACAGCUCGCCAUCACCGGUAUAUCGGAGAACUACGGAGGCAAUAUUUUCCUGCCCUCUAAUCAAUCCGCAAAUGUGCCCGAGAACGAAAGCACUUCGCUCUGGUUGACUAACCUUCCGCCUAAGUGCACUCAUCAGAUGCUCCUAGGCGCUAUCCGCAACUGCGGGAAGAUCUACGCCGCAGUCAUCAACCCGCCCAGCGAGUCUACUGGCCGCUUCAGACAGCGAGCUCCCCAUACAACCUCGGCGUCUAAGCUCGUCUUCUUCGACCGCUCCGGCGUCGACAACCUUCUCGCCAAGUCAGAGGCAGGCGAGUUCUCCGUGGAAGGCUACGUCCCCAAGCUUAAGAUGAACCGCAUCAGAUCGGCACCGCGCGACCCGAGCCCGCACUGUCGCGUCCUACAUAUCGAAGGCCCUAACUGCAUCGUGAACGAGCCGUUCCUCCACGCCUUCUUCCGGUCCAAGUUCAACUAUGAACUCGAGGCCGUCCUGACGUUGUCUAUUAACAGCUUGUACACCCGUCAGGAGUGGCGCUUUGGAAGCUUUCGCUGCCAAGCCGAGUCUGCGCGUCAGUCCAUUGCGCGAGAGAAGAUCCGAACGGACUUGUCUGAGCUCGAUACUCUAAACUGGAGGGAGGUCCAAGUCUACUUUGGCGUCGACCCUUGCGCUCCUCCGCCGGGUUUCUCUCCAUAAUCGCUUCAUCUGCUUGUCUCCUCUAUGUCGCUUAGAAUGGUGACAAAGGAGUAUUGCUUACGGCUUGAGCACAUUUGGCCUGUUCGGCCCAUUGAUACGACCAGUCGCCACUGCGGUCUCCUUUAUUGAAGCUCAUGACCAUCGGGGUUAUUAAUAUUAGACUGGGAUAUGCAUAACAUAAAAGCAUGGACUAGAUAUUAGAUGGAAUAGUAUCUUCCAUAAAGUAAUAAAACCCCAGAUUAACCCCAAAGGCGUAUUUGAUAUAUGGUACUAUAUAUCUUUAAUUAUUUUGAUUUGAUAUCGUGUUGUUUGUUGGAGUGGCAACAGUGUUGCCGUGUAUUACGUAAUACGAAAGGUAGGAAAUAACAAGGUAAUUCGAAUAGAGUGGUC